GAGAAAGCAGAGCAGACUGGUGCUCUCACAUGACUAACCUGCUGAAUGAAGACAAACUGGACCAAACUUUCCUCUUCUCCCCUGCUUACUCUUCUCUUCUGUCACUCCAUUUUCAUCGCAACCGCCCCAUCACCGUACUCCUACCCCUACCCCUAACCACCUAACCCUAAUUUUCCCCUUUUUACCCUCUACGAAGCUUUUAUCAUCUUCUUCACCCUUUAAUUUGCUCUUCAUCUUCUCUUUGAACCAACUCUCCUGCAUUAUUCUGGCUCUCCCAACCAUGGAAGCUUUUAGUUUACUCAAAUACUGGAGAGGGGGCGGCGGCGGUGCCGGAAAUGGAGUCAUUCUUGGCUCUGCGGAUUCUACACGCGCCACCACUGUUCUCACUGCUCUUGCUCAAAACUCCAUUGAAACUGACGAUGACGACGACAACGACGACGGCCCCUUUUUUGACUUGGAGUUCACCGUUCCCGACGACGACGAGAAGGAAAGAAAUGACAGUGAGUCUGACGAAGACGACGAUGACGGUGCAGAUGAUGAGUUCAACUUCACACUCUCCUCCGGUUCGAGCAAUGACCGAGUUGAUCAAACGCUUGCACUGUCACCGUCCGAUGAUUUGUUUUUCAAAGGAAGACUAGUGCCGAUUGAGCCGUCUUCCGUACUCAUUAACGGUUCAGAUCCUAAUUCCAAGCCUCAGUUCCCGGUUUCUCUCAUGAAAUCCGCUACUAAAUUUCGAGUUUUCAUGUUAGGGUUUAAAAAAUCCAAAUUAGACAAAACCGCCGCCGCCGCCGCCGCAGAGGCUAAUAACGAACCUGCAAAUAGUUCUCAAAUGGCGGAACCUGAAGAAGAGGAAGAAAUAACAAAACAAAGUAACAGUAAGUUUUUUACUGUUAAGUUCAAGGUAGAAGAAGUGCCGUUAGUUUCACUGUUUACUAGAGACAACAGUAAAAGCGCUAACAAAUCUCACAAGCAAAUCAAUAAUAAUACAGAGCAUACUGCCACCUCCGCUGCCGCCACUAAUACGACGUCGUUUUUAUCUUCCGAUGACAAACGGUUUUCAAAAGAUGUAAUGCAGAAGUAUUUAAAGAAGGUGAAGCCGCUCUACAUUCGCGUUUCGAAACGGUACGGAGACAAAUUAAAAUUUUCCGGUCAGUUAAGCUUAGUUUCCGGACUGAAACAAUCUGCUGCUCCGCCACCUUCAACGGCAGCCGCGCCUCCUAAAACAUCACCGACUGCUGAGAAGAAACAGCCAGAGGCGGAAAUUAAGGAAAGUGCCACGUCAGCUACAUUGAGCAGUAAUGUGAAGAGCUUAAAACAAGCAGGACUGAGAGUUGUGUGUAAACACUUGGGGAAAAGCCGGUCAGCUUCUUCUGCGGUGGCGGCGGUUCCUCCGUCUUCUUCAUCGUCGGUUGCGACGGCUCCGGUAGUUUCAAAGAGGAGAGAUGACUCGUUGUUGCAACAACAAGAUGGAAUCCAAAGUGCUAUUCUUCAUUGUAAAAGAUCAUUCAAUGCCUCUAGAGAUUCAGAUUCAUCUCUGUUAUCAAGAUCAGUAAGUGACCCAUCUCAUGAAAAAUCAAUUGAAUUUUCAAGAAAAUCGUCAGGUGUUAAAGGGAAAGUUUCUGUGAAUCUUUGAGAAUUACAACUAGGCGGGAAAAAGUGGCUGAUUUAAUCAGACUUUUUGUUGAUAAAUAUUGUAGCAUAUAAUAUGUUUCAUUUUCAGGUUUAUAUUUGGAAAAUGAUUCUCUCUAGUAGCUAGCUAGAAUUUAAUUAAUUAUCAGUUUAUCAGAACAUCAAUAUCUACCUUCCUGAUAUGUAUAUGGGUACUUUUUUCUAAUCUUUGUGUAUUUUAUUUA
Molecule: messenger RNA, 1853 nt
Organism: Mercurialis annua (annual mercury)
Lineage: Eukaryota; Viridiplantae; Streptophyta; Magnoliopsida; Malpighiales; Euphorbiaceae
Product: probable membrane-associated kinase regulator 2
Exons: 2
Coding region: 281-1633 (450 amino acids)
Cellular component (GO): plasma membrane
Source: RefSeq, a predicted model, not a curated record